AUGGAAAGGGAAAAGAUUGUUGGACUUGGGUCCAAGAAGCCAGAGCAAAAUACCAAAUCAACUGUCCUAAAGCUAAAGUCUGACUCCCAAACUCAGAGUUCAUCCAAAACUGGUCCCUGGAGAAAGAUGCUCUCCUCUAAGGACAUUAAUUUUGUGGGCUACGCAUAUAAAAACUUCGAAAUCAUUAACGAUUAUCAAUUAUUGAUCAAUGACAGUCAAGUGACCAAAAUAACUGGGAAACAGAGGAAGCAUUCUAUUGUCUCUACGAAAGCCUCGUUGAAGAAGAAAAGCACCAAACCAAAGAGACUGUCUGCAGAUGAAGAGUCAGAGACAUCUGACAGCGGAAGCAGUCAUCCUGUGCAAGGGAGCUUUUUGAACCUCUUGCCUCCCCAGUUAGAAGUACCUCAACACCGGGACAACUCUCUCUGA
Prunus armeniaca (apricot) is the source of this 429-nucleotide messenger RNA. The record is from the annotation of a GenBank genome assembly. Lineage: Eukaryota; Viridiplantae; Streptophyta; Magnoliopsida; Rosales; Rosaceae.